Molecule: messenger RNA, 2469 nt
Organism: Hemiscyllium ocellatum (epaulette shark)
Lineage: Eukaryota; Metazoa; Chordata; Chondrichthyes; Orectolobiformes; Hemiscylliidae
Product: kinesin-like protein KIFC3
Exons: 15
Coding region: 1-2424 (807 amino acids)
Biological process (GO): microtubule-based movement
Molecular function (GO): ATP binding; microtubule binding; microtubule motor activity
Source: RefSeq, a predicted model, not a curated record
AUGUUUGUUUUUUAUUCAUUGUUCGUCUACAUCUUCUACACUUUGUUGAAGAGGAGCCCGGGUGAUGAGGACACAGGGGACGAUGAGGACACGGGGCACGAUGCGAACAGUGUUCAGGAGCAGGGGCCUGUUUCCAUGGAGACCGAGACAAGACUGAGAAGCCCCAAGAGCAGUUUCUCGCUGAAGGAUGAGUUUUGGUCACAGCUGGUUGACCAUGAGAGCCCAUCUGACAGCGAUGGGACCAGUGGUAGUGAUGAGGACGGGCUGUUUACUGACACCAUGUCACCACUCACAGAGUUCCUCUCGUUCAAACAGGAAGUUGCCGGGGGAGCAUUUUCACAGACGGACAAGGAGCAUCCCCAUGGGAAGGCUCCCGGUGCCUCCCCCCUGGUCUCGGUCAUGACCCACCUCCUGUCCUUCCUGGAACAAUACUCCCACAUGCAGCGUCUCCAGGACAGAGCGUCCGAGUACAAGAGCCGGCUCCGCAGGGAGGAGGCCAGGAGCAGGAAGAAACGCAAACUGCUCCGGAGCACCUGCAAGCAGGAGCUGAGAGACAAGCUGAGCCUGAUCGGGAACCUCCAGGAGAUUAUCGACGAACAGCAAGAGCUGGUGCAGAAACUACAACAGGCAGCCAGUAAGGACGUUGCUGACCCCGAUGACCCUCCAUACUCCCAGCACCCUCUGAGUCCGGACAGCCCUCCACCCGACGGCGACACUGCGUGCAGCAGCCCCCCUCCCUCAGCCGGAGUCCAGAGGUUGGUACACUCCAUCCAGACCCUCCAGACUGAACGGUCCAAGCUGCUGAACGAGGUGGAAUCCAUCAAGAUGGAGGUGGAGCAGGGGGAGAACGAGAAGAGACAGCUGUCAGCCAGCUUUGAGACUCAGAUCCACUGCCUGAGGGAACAGGUUCGGGAACAUGAGGAGGAGCUCACCCGACUGAGAACGGAAACAGGAGUUACGGACUCGGAGAAGAGGAUUCAGCAUCUGUCCCUGGAGAACGAGAGCCUGAGAGAGAACCUGAGGGUGACCCAGGGCGUCCUACAACAACUCUCCACCAUCGGCCGGCACCCCCCAGAGCAACUCCUCAGGGAGAACGAGGAGUUGCGAUCGAAGGUGUGCCUCCUGGAGAGUUGUGCGCAGCAGAAGCUGGAGCAGUUACUGAGGCUGGACGCUGAGCUGAGUGAACUGCACUGGAGGAGGGAGACCGAAGACAGGCAUCACCAGGAGACUGUCCACUCCCUCCAACUCCAGCUGCAUCAGAGCCAGGAACCACCCCCACACAUCCAGUACGUGGCUCAGCGAGUGGAGGGGAAUUCCGAAGUGACUCUGGGAUUAUUCCGGGAUUGGGAACACAGGAACCGGGAGCUCCUGGAGCAGGUCACUCUGCAGGAGGGACAGCUCCACAAACUGGAACAACAACUCCGGGACUCCGAGGAGACACGCUCCCAACUCCAAUACAAGAUUGUGGUGUAUGAGACAGAGAUUGAGAAACUACGUGAGGAGCUGAUGGGGAGGAUCGAGGAGCUGGAGCGGGGUAAGGAUGAAGCCGUGCGAGAGGCCUCUGAGUGUUCAGAGGAACACCUCAACCAACUCCGACAGCAGUUCACAGGGGUACAGCAGAAUCUGAGGAGUUUGAAGCCCGUCCUGAAGACGAUGAAAGCGAAUUAUAACAGUCUCCGGAGUCAGGUGAAAAACUUCGCCCAGUUUUAUGAAGCAGCCAUUUCAGAGGCAAGGCGACAGAUCCAGACAGAGAUCACCGCGGUAACAGCUUCCAACAAAACCCUGAUGGACAAGUAUGAGAGGGAGAUGGUCCUCAGGAAGAAGUACCAUGACCAGCUGGUGGAGCUCCGAGGUGGGGCACUCCUCAUGACCAACAGGGGAAAGAGAGCCACCUGGCAGAGCUCCAAGCUGGGACCAAACAACAUUGGCCCAUUGUUUCUGGCCUUGGGAAGACGGCACAGAGUGGCCCAGGAGACCAAUAUGAAUGAGCAGAGUUCCCGUUCCCACGUGCUGUUGGCUGUCACAGUGACGGGCACCAACACCAGAACCAACAGCAGCACAACAGGGCGGUUGAACCUGGUGGAUUUGGCCGGGUCAGAGCGAGUGUGGAAGUCAGGAGCGCAGGGAGAGAGGCUGAAGGAAGCUCAGAACAUUAACAGGUCCCUGCUGGCUCUGGGGGAUGUGAUCCACGCUCUGAGGGUCAAACGAAACCAUAUCCCCUUCAGGAAUUCCAAACUGACGUACCUGCUGCAGGACUCCCUCCGACAGGGCAACAAAACUGUCAUGGUGGUCCAGGUCUCCCCCCUGGUGAGGGAUGUGGCAGAGUCGGUGUGUUCCCUGAAGUUUGCUCAGCGAGUGUGCAAGGUCCAGCAGGGCCCUGCUAUCCAGUGCCUGCUGGGAGCAGGGAACGAGGCAUGGUCCUGACAGGCUGCCCCCAGCGCCCUGCUGGAAUCCAUUCUGCCCCUCUCU